AUGUCCGCUUCUACAGGUAUUCAAACCUACAAAUCAGCGCCCGUGAACCCCAACAUGGAAGAAGAAGGCACGCACGCUACAACCUUUCAGCCCGAACCCGCCACCGCAAUCGAGUCACCAGCAAGCGCACGCUCACAACCUCCACCAGCAUUAACACCCGCAACAACAACAGUAACUACAGCAAAAUCCACAGCUCCCCCCAAAUCUCCAAUCCAUACCAUCACUAAGCCCAGCUCAGACCCAGCAUCACCCCAGCCAGGCGCCAUAGCAGUGCAACCAACUCCAACAGCAACAGCCGUGCCUGAAGCAUCACCACCAACAACCUCAUUCCCCGAGACAGCAAUAUCCACGACCCAGAUUCCACCCGCACCCCAACCGGGCGCCCUCCCAUUACCAUCAACAGCAUACACAGGAGCAGGAGCAGUACCCCAAUCCUCCUCUCCAAUCCCCCCACCCCCCAGAGCCGGUGAGGCCAUCUCCCAACCGCCUCCACCAACAGCCCAGCAAACUCAGCAAAGCUACAUGCAAUCCUACUCCUACAGCGCACCAGCCCUUGGCCCGCAGACCACGUCACCGAACUCGACCUCCUCGCCUUAUUCGUCCGUUUAUCCGACGCAGGCAGGAUCAUAUGCUCCGCAGACGCAGACUUUACCGUCACACUACAGCGCCGGUGCUGGGGCUGGGUCUGGUGGUGGUGGUGGGGCGGACAGUAUCUUCCCUGAAGAGGAGGAGGGGUUUAUGGGUGCGGCAAAGGGGUGGAUGAGGUGGUCUGGGAAUAAGUUGGCGGAGGUUGAGAAGGGGGUUUGGAAGAAGUUUAAUGAUGUUCAUGGCUAG
This is a messenger RNA of Penicillium digitatum Pd1, 834 nucleotides long. RefSeq lists its product as uncharacterized. Lineage: Eukaryota; Fungi; Ascomycota; Eurotiomycetes; Eurotiales; Aspergillaceae. The record is from RefSeq and is a predicted model, not a curated record.